Messenger RNA from Trypanosoma rangeli, 660 nucleotides. Its product is annotated as Rab family, other. Gene Ontology annotation, molecular function: GTP binding; GTPase activity. The record is from RefSeq and is a predicted model, not a curated record. Lineage: Eukaryota; Euglenozoa; Kinetoplastea; Trypanosomatida; Trypanosomatidae. Bases 1 to 660 code for a protein of 219 amino acids. The transcript has a single exon.
AUGUCGGAGGAAAAGGUGAAAAUACUCGUCCUGGGCCCGAGCAAGUCGGGAAAAUCCACCAUUGCGAACUUCCUCGCCGGGAUCCGCGAUACGCCGACGAAGGAGUACUACGAGACCAACCCCCUCCGCGUACUGGAGGUGGAGAUAGGCCUCGACAACCUUCAGGUGGGCGGCCGCCAUGUUGCAGGCCCAAAGCGGGCCAUCGUUCAGCUGUGGGAUCUUGGCGGCAGCAGCAAACAUCAGGCAGGGUGGUUGGCCGUGGCGGCCAACGCGGAUGGCAUUAUUUACGUUUUUAACCCGGAAGUUCGGGGGUCGGAAAAGGAGCUCUUGCUGUGGUACAAGAAAUUUGCACUCGAUCAGGACAAGCUGGACGAAAGCAAUAAUUUUAAGAUGCGUGUUUCGGACAAGCACUCCUUGGUUUUUUCGCAUCACUCCUCGAUGCCGGAAUUGGCUGUUGGCGACAACGCCAUUCCUGCGCUGCCCAAACAACUGAGGGGUGUGCGCGCCAUUGAGACUUCAUUAGAUUAUCAGAGCAGCAACUUUAAGGAGGCAUUUGAUGCCAUGGUGGAACAGAUUAUUCUCUCACGCAUACUAGCCGAGGAAGAUGAGCUGUUGCGGAAGGAGCGCGAGGCUGGAGAUGUACCUCGGGUGGUGCGUUGA